Hymenoscyphus albidus is the source of this 1349-nucleotide messenger RNA. Lineage: Eukaryota; Fungi; Ascomycota; Leotiomycetes; Helotiales; Helotiaceae. The record is from the annotation of a GenBank genome assembly.
GUGACACCAUACGAACCCUAUCUGGAAGCAGAUGUGGAGGUUUGGGCCGAGGUUGACGUGAGAUUGUACGAUCACAGUUACACACAAUGGUUCGAUGUUACUUUUCACGCCAUGCACCCAGAGAAUAUUUCUUCCUUUAAAACUCCAAUCUCAAGUGACAUUUACUUGGUCUCUUCCAUUUGAAGUCAAGAGAAGUUGACAAUAUGGCUCCACCAAGCGCAGAUGAUGCGACAAUCUCUCCAGGGCACAAUGAAGCAGUUGCUAUGUCAUCAGAAACCGAAGUCAAGAAAACAGAGAUAUUAGCUGGAAUCAACGGUCCCAAAUUCCAAGAUCCUUAUAAGGAGCGAGAAUACCAGAAAGGGAGGCUGGCGUUGGCUUUCCGAAUCUUCGCCAAGUUUGGAUUUGAUGAAGGUGUUGCCGGUCACAUCACUCUGAGAGUAAUAGUUACUUUCCGUCCUACUGAGCGUGGAUACUAAUUGAUAAGGAUCCCGUAGAACCAACUUCUUUCUGGGUAAAUCCAUUUGGGGUUGCUUGGCCAUUACUCAAAGCAACAGAUCUCAUCCGUGUAGAUGCCAGCGGAAAGGUUGUAGACGGUGGUCCGGUACGGCUCUUAAAUACCGCAGGUAAGAUGACACUGACAUUUCUCCAACAAGGCGCUUUCCAAACUAAUAACUCUCUUCAGCGUACAUGAUCCACCACGCAGUCCACACCGCACGACCAGAAGUAAACUGCGUAGCCCACUCCCACUCCAUCUACGGCCGUGCAUUCUGCACCCUCGGUCGACCACUCGAUCUCAUAACCCAAGAUUCCUGCGCUUUCCACGACGACAUUGCCCUCUAUUCCAGUUUCGGAGGCAUCGUCCUCGCAGCCGAAGAAGGGAAGUCCAUUGCUGCGGCACUUGGACCAAACAAAGCAGCUCUACUUCAAAACCAUGGUCUCUUGACAUGUGCAAGGACUAUUGAAGCAGCGGUAUUCUGGUUCAUGAGUCUAGAAAAGUGCUGUCAUGUGCAAUUGAUGGCGGAUGCCGCGGCGGGUGGAAGAGGAGGGGAGACGGUGAAGAUUGGAGGGGAGGAGGCGGCUUAUACUUAUAAGACUGUGGGGACAGAGUUAGCGGGGUGGUUUAGUGCUAAGCCUACUUUUGAUGUUACGGCCCAUGAGUCCGGGGAUGAGUAGUUGUUAUGAUUGGUUUUGUUUUCGCUAAUGAUUCUCUCGGCCGUACUGGGGUUAGCGAACGAGUCAGUUAGAAGUACGAAACUCAACGAGAUAUGAAUUAUUGCUUGAUUCUGGCCCUUGUUAGUUACUUUUGUCUAAGCCUUUUACUAAAUGGUAAUCGAGAAUUGAAUCAUGAC